Molecule: messenger RNA, 540 nt
Organism: Aureococcus anophagefferens
Lineage: Eukaryota; Pelagophyceae; Pelagomonadales; Pelagomonadaceae
Product: selenoprotein
Exons: 1
Biological process (GO): cellular response to oxidative stress
Cellular component (GO): cytoplasm
Molecular function (GO): glutathione disulfide oxidoreductase activity
Source: RefSeq, a predicted model, not a curated record
AUGUUGCGCCGUCUUGUGUUUGCACUGGCGCUGCUCGCCGGCGCCGCCGAGGCCUUCGUCGCGCCGCGCGCGUCCAGCAGCGCGCGCGCGCUUCACGCCGAGGAUCCCACGAAGGUGUGGUACGCGGAGAUCGCGAACACGGUUCAAAACCUCCUGACCAACAGCCCGCUCAACGAGGGCAAGAAGGCCGUCGUCAAGAUGCUCGCGGGCCCCUACGACGAGGUCGCGGUGCGCGCGAAGCUCGACGGCCUCAUCGCCGGCGAGCCCGUGCUCAUGCUGUCCUUCGUGCGAUGACCCUUCUGCGUCAAGGCGAAGCAGCUCCUCGACGCGAAGGGCGCGAAAUAUACGGUCGUCGAGCUUGAUGAGGUGUCGGACGGCCCGGCGCUGCGCGCCGAGCUCGGCGGCCUCGUCGGCCGCACGUCCGUGCCGGCGAUCUGGAUCCAGUCCGACUUCGUCGGCGGCUGCAACGACGGCCCGGGCAUCAUCACGCUCGACAAGCAGGGCGAGCUCGACGCGCGGCUCAAGGCCGCGGGCGCGCUC